AUGGUUUCUCAGUCUAGCCGCAAUACUCCGAAUGAUCUACUCGAACCUCACCCGUCUCAUCAAUCUCGCAAGAAAACGAAAAAAGCGGCAAAUUGGGUUGCACAAGCACGUUCUCGUGCCACUGGUACUAUUCGUCGGACACUGUUUGGUCAGAAGUCAAAAUCGUCUGGUGUUCGUGAUGCUGAGAGUAUUAUCAACGAAGAAGAUGACUAUACUCAGACGAACUAUGACACAGUGAAAUCGCUACCUGCCACUGGUCAUUAUGGUCGUAGCCGUGUUGGCCAGCAUCUCCAUGUGGAUGUUGAGGGACAUUUACGGACGACACAUCUUCCAUUUCCAGCUGUCCCACCACCAAUGAUAAUGCUGAAGGUACCGAAAAGGCGUCAUAGCGCACAACCGAGUCGGAUCUCACCGAUUACUAGGUCACAACUCUACGAUCACCCGGUGUUUGAUUUCCAGACGUGGCACUCGGAUGCGGUUUAUUCGUUGUUUAUGAAAGCGCAUAAAUGCUACGAUCUUAUACCGACAUCAACAAAAUUGGUCGUCUUCGAUACCCAAUUGCCGUUAAGAAAGGCAUUUUUUGCUCUUGUAUAUAACGGAGUUCGCGCCGCUCCUCUAUGGAACAGCGAAAAGCAACAAUUUGUUGGGAUGCUUACUAUCACUGAUUUUAUUAGAAUCCUAAUGAAACGUUAUGAAGCUGGUGAUAAACAAGAGAAAAUGCAUGCUCUCGAGGAGGAGAAGAUUUGUCAUUGGCGAGAACAAUUUGAAGCCGAGGGUGUUCGACCACUUGUGACGAUUGAUCCAAAAGACAGCCUGUAUCGAGCAGUGCAAGUGUUGUGCGAAUCGAAGGUUCAUCGACUACCUGUUAUGGACAAGAAUACAGGAAAUAUCAGUUACAUAAUCACGCACAAAAGGCUUAUCAAGUUUCUGUCGCUAUAUCUUCACGAUCUACCACGGCCACCGUUUAUGGAUAGCUCACCCAAAGAGUUAGGCAUCGGCUCUUGGGGCGACAUCGUCACAGUUCACGUCGAUACGCCGCUUUAUGACGCUUUGGAAAUAUUUUUACGGAAUAGAGUAUCAGCAUUGCCGUUAGUUGAUGAAAAUGGAAGGGUUGUUGAUAUAUACGCGAAGUUUGAUGUUAUCAGUUUGGCAGCCGAGAAGUCUUAUGACAGGUUGGACUGUACGGUACAGGAAGCACUCAGACAGCGUUCCGAGUGGUUCGAGGGCGUGCAGUGUUGUCUUGAGACGGAUUCGUUGUUUGUCGUGCUCGAGAUCAUAGUACGAGCAGAAGUUCAUCGCCUUGUAGUGACUGAUGCCGAUAAGAAGGUACAUUGGUGGAAAUGUUUACUAAAAAGCAUAGGAUUUUUUAGCCGAGCUUGA
This is a messenger RNA of Angiostrongylus costaricensis, 1380 nucleotides long. The record is from the annotation of a GenBank genome assembly. Lineage: Eukaryota; Metazoa; Nematoda; Chromadorea; Rhabditida; Metastrongylidae.